UCUUUUUCUUUUCCAUUUUUUUUUUGGUUUUGGGUCUCACACAGAGAGCGAGAGAUUCUUCCUUCUAACAUUUUUUUUGGUCCAGCGAAGGAAAAGCGUAUUCCUCGUGAGCCUCUCUACUGCCCUUUCCUUCCUUUCCUUCUUGUUUUUUUUAGUGAUCCUCUACAUCGCACCCAACGCUCCCCCAAAUCUACACCUUCGCCGCUGCUGGUAGAAUCAGAGAGAUGACGUCAGAUGGUGCGACGUCGACGCCGGCGCCGAGGAGGAAGCCGUCGUGGAGGGAGAGAGAGAAUAACAGGAGAAGAGAGAGGAGGAGGAGAGCUAUUGCUGCUAAGAUAUAUACUGGGCUUAGAGCUCAAGGAAAUUACAAUUUGCCCAAGCACUGUGAUAACAAUGAGGUUCUGAAAGCUCUUUGUGCGGAGGCUGGUUGGGUCGUUGAAGAAGAUGGCACCACUUAUCGGAAGGGAUGUAAGCCACCUCCAAUUGAUAUACCAGGCAGUUCAGCUAAAAUUACUCCAUUUUCUUCCCAAAAUCCGAGUCCCUUAUCUUCUGCAUUUCCAAGUCCAAUUCCUUCCUGUCAAGUCAGUCCUUCCUCCUCUUCCUUCCCUAGUCCAACUAGGCUUGAUGCUAAUAACCCGUCUAGUCUCCUUCCAUUCCUUCGAAGUGCCAUUCCUUCAUCUCUGCCUCCUCUCAGAAUCUCGAACAGUGCCCCUGUGACACCGCCACUUUCAUCUCCAACCUCAAGAAACCCUAAGCCGAUUCCCAACUGGGAAGCCAUUGCUAAAGAGUCCAUGGCCUCUUUUAACUACCCUUUUUAUGCUGUAUCUGCUCCAGCUAGUCCAACCCACCGUCAUUUUCAUGCUCCGGCCACUAUACCUGAAUGCGAUGAAUCUGAUACAUCCACUGUUGAAUCUGGUCAAUGGAUAAGCUUUCAAAAGUUUGCACCUUCUACAUCUCAAAUGCCAACUUCUCCAACAUUUAACCUUGUGAAACCUGUGGUUCCACAAAGUUUGCCCAAUGAUCUGAUCAUGGAGAAAGGGCGAGGUUCGGAGUUUCAGUUUGAGAGUGGACAGGUGAAGCCGUGGGAAGGAGAGAGGAUUCAUGAAGUAGGACUGGAUGAUCUGGAGCUCACGCUUGGAAGCGGGAAGGCUCGGUGUUAAACUAAGUGAGGCUAACAGUCAAAAUGUUGUUCUGAAAGUAUGUUAAAACAGAAGAAAAAGCUGUUUUGCUCAUUCCUGGUUCACACAGUUAGAUAUCCAAGAGCAUUCGGUUCGGUUGUUUCAUCUAUCAAUGAAAAUUGGACAUCUUAAACCAAAGGUGGGAGGAGUUACAUUUUCAUCUGCAACUGUUCCUUUUUUUUUUUCUCUUUUUCAGUCAGUUGAUGCUCACAUUCCCUGGUUGAAUUGUUGGGGGGAUUGGGUUGUUUUUACAAGCAUUACCUGUAGAUACUGUGGGAUCUUCUGGUUGUGAUAGAGUUCGUUUAAUCUUUCCUUUAGGCUUUGUAGGCUUGGGUAAAACCUCACAGAAUUAAAUUAUUUUUAGUGGUUUGUAUUGUUAAUGGGUGUAUCAUGUUGGUAAGCAAAUUUUUUUUUUUUUAUAUUCA
Messenger RNA from Theobroma cacao (cacao), 1603 nucleotides. RefSeq names its product Brassinosteroid signaling positive regulator (BZR1) family protein (gene BZR1). The record is from RefSeq and is a predicted model, not a curated record. Gene Ontology annotation, molecular function: DNA-binding transcription factor activity. Gene Ontology annotation, biological process: brassinosteroid mediated signaling pathway; DNA-templated transcription. Lineage: Eukaryota; Viridiplantae; Streptophyta; Magnoliopsida; Malvales; Malvaceae.